Messenger RNA from Nilaparvata lugens (brown planthopper), 2466 nucleotides. It is a transcript of the gene Vha55, whose product is annotated as V-type proton ATPase subunit B. The record is from RefSeq and is a predicted model, not a curated record. Gene Ontology annotation, biological process: proton transmembrane transport; ATP metabolic process. Lineage: Eukaryota; Metazoa; Arthropoda; Insecta; Hemiptera; Delphacidae. The transcript is spliced from 10 exons. Bases 173 to 1675 code for a protein of 500 amino acids. Gene Ontology annotation, cellular component: proton-transporting V-type ATPase, V1 domain. Gene Ontology annotation, molecular function: ATP binding; proton-transporting ATPase activity, rotational mechanism.
UUUAUCCUCUUUGUGGCUGGGAGUUGCCCGAUAGCUCGUGAUAAAAUCAUGUGACUUGAUCAGCUGGUCACUAUCUUCUGGCUGUGUGACUGCACUGCUGACUGGCGUAGUUUCAUUCUGGUUCUGGAAUUCACUGUUUGCCAUUAGAAGUUUUAGUAAAUUUUAAAAUAAAAUGGCUUAUCCAGGAACUUUAGGGGCUGUUCAAGCUGCCAAGGAGCAUGUAUUGGCAGUUUCAAGGGAUUUCAUUUCACAGCCAAGAUUGACAUAUAAAACUGUUUGUGGUGUCAACGGCCCUUUGGUGAUCUUGGAUGAGGUCAAAUUCCCCAAGUUUGCUGAAAUUGUUCAGCUCAAACUUGCUGAUGGAACUGUUCGUUCCGGUCAAGUAUUGGAAGUCAGCGGCACUAAGGCUGUUGUACAGGUCUUCGAAGGAACUUCCGGAAUUGAUGCGAAAAACACUCUGUGUGAGUUCACCGGUGAUAUCCUUCGGACGCCAGUAUCAGAAGAUAUGCUUGGUCGUGUAUUCAACGGAAGUGGUAAGCCCAUCGACAAAGGACCUCCCAUUCUUGCCGAGGAUUAUCUCGACAUUCAAGGUCAACCCAUCAAUCCUUGGUCGCGUAUCUAUCCCGAGGAAAUGAUCCAGACUGGAAUUUCAGCCAUCGACGUCAUGAACUCGAUUGCUCGUGGCCAGAAAAUUCCCAUCUUUUCAGCUGCCGGUCUACCUCACAACGAAAUUGCUGCUCAAAUCUGUAGACAGGCUGGUCUUGUCAAACUGCCAGGAAAGUCAGUUCUCGAUGACUCUGAGGACAACUUUGCUAUUGUAUUCGCAGCCAUGGGAGUCAACAUGGAAACUGCUCGAUUCUUCAAACAGGAUUUCGAGGAGAAUGGUUCUAUGGAGAACGUGUGCCUGUUCUUGAACCUGGCGAACGACCCGACGAUCGAGCGUAUCAUCACACCACGCCUGGCGCUGACGGCCGCCGAGUUCCUGGCCUACCAGUGCGAGAAGCACGUGCUCGUCAUCCUCACCGACAUGAGCUCCUACGCCGAGGCGCUGCGAGAGGUGUCCGCCGCCCGCGAGGAGGUGCCCGGCCGUCGUGGUUUCCCCGGUUACAUGUACACCGAUCUGGCCACCAUCUACGAGCGCGCCGGACGAGUCGAGGGUCGCAACGGCUCCAUCACACAGAUCCCCAUUCUCACUAUGCCCAACGACGAUAUUACCCAUCCUAUUCCUGAUUUGACGGGAUACAUCACGGAGGGACAAAUCUACGUAGACAGACAGCUGCAGAACAGACAGAUCUACCCACCAGUGAACGUGCUGCCUUCGCUCAGUCGUCUCAUGAAGUCGGCCAUUGGCGAGGGAAUGACACGCAAGGAUCACAGUGAUGUCUCCAACCAACUGUACGCUUGCUACGCCAUCGGCAAGGACGUCCAGGCCAUGAAGGCUGUCGUCGGAGAGGAAGCUUUGACACCCGAUGACUUGCUCUACUUGGAAUUCUUGACCAAGUUCGAAAAGAAUUUCAUCUCACAAGGAAACUAUGAGAACAGAACAGUUUUCGAGUCGCUGGACAUUGGUUGGCAGCUGCUGCGUAUCUUCCCCAAGGAGAUGUUGAAGCGUAUCCCGGCCACCACCUUGGCCGAGUUCUAUCCUCGUGACUCGCGCCACACCCAGAGCAAGUAAAUUAUUUAUAAGAUCUUAUUAUCAACAUUCCAGAUGAUGAUGAAUCUGCAGAUAGAUGUCAAUAAGGAAAAUUUGUUGGUUUAUUUGAACAGUGAAUUCCACUCCUUUUGUGACAUUGUAAAAAAGUAUUCACAUUGUUGUGUAAAAAAUGAAAUGUAUUUUAUCAUAAAUGUAUCUAAAGUAGAAAGCGUUAGAAAUAUCAUUGUUAUUUAGUGAAAUAUAUAUUUGAUUGAAAUUUAUUUAGAUUUUUCAAAUUGUUGGACAAUAUUUCUUAAAAUAAGAUUCAUAUUCACUGUCAGGCUUUUGAGUAGAGAUAAUAAUAAUAAUAUUAAUACUAAUCUAUCAAUGCCUGUGUCUUGAUAAGUGUUCAGAAUAUUAGUGUAUUAUGGUAGCACAAAUUAUCAUUGCAGUACUUAUUCAAAGUCUGUCCAUGGGAAAAUGUAUUAUUACAUUUUAAACAUUCUUAACUAAUAAUCUUGAUGUUGAAAGCUUUUUAUGACGUCCUUUUAGACCCUUUGUAUGAUAUUUCGUCCAUUAAUUAGCAUGUGGAUGGAUUGGCAGCUAAAGCUGUAUCGGAAUUUUAUUGCCACCGCAUAUCAUAAUUAUUUUGCUUUUUCAAUACUGCUAAUGAAAGUGUAUGAACAGUAAAUGCCAUGGUUUGGUUUGGGUUGUUAUUAAGAAUUAGUUGUUAAGCAUCAUUCCUCCUAAAUCUUUUCCUUAUAGAUAAGCAAAAUAUAUACACAAAAACUUGUAAAAUAUUCAUGUUCAAUAAAUGAAAGUUUCAACUGUAA